Molecule: messenger RNA, 1829 nt
Organism: Theobroma cacao (cacao)
Lineage: Eukaryota; Viridiplantae; Streptophyta; Magnoliopsida; Malvales; Malvaceae
Gene: ACD1
Product: Pheophorbide a oxygenase family protein with Rieske 2Fe-2S domain-containing protein
Cellular component (GO): chloroplast thylakoid; cytoplasm
Molecular function (GO): 2 iron, 2 sulfur cluster binding; chlorophyllide a oxygenase activity; pheophorbide a oxygenase activity
Source: RefSeq, a predicted model, not a curated record
UUUGCUUGAAAAGAAGAAGAGCCCAAUUUUUCUUUCUUUUAAGAGACUCAAAUCAAUUAAAGAAGCUAGAAUUCUAGCACGAACUAAAAAGAGAAAACAUAAGUAGAGGUAGAAGAAUGGCUGUUUUUCUAGCUACUAGUACUUCUACUGCCAAUAUAGCAGCUUCUUUUAUUGCAUCUUUACAGUCAAGCAAAAGCCAUCCUUUUAUAUAUCCAAGGAAGAACCUUACUCCAAGGAGAAUUACGAAGCUUACACGUUUAAACGUGGCAGCUCCUCCAUCAUCAUCAGCGGCAUCACCAACUUCAGAUCGAAAACUAGAAGAAGAGUAUAAAGUAGGUGAUGAGUUUGGUGAAGAGAGUUCAGAGGCUAAGUUUUCGUGGAAAGAUCAUUGGUACCCGGUUUCUUUGGUUGAAGAUUUGGACCCAACCUUACCAACCCCAUUUCAGCUUCUGGGUCUUGACUUAGUGCUUUGGUUUGAUAAAGGAAGGAACGAAUGGGUUGCUUUUGAUGAUAAAUGUCCCCAUAGGCUUGCUCCUUUAUCUGAAGGACGAAUAGAUGAAAAUGGGCACUUGCAAUGUUCGUAUCAUGGAUGGUCUUUUGAUGGAUGUGGAUCUUGCACUAGAAUUCCUCAGGCUGCCUCUCAAGGUCCUGAAGCUCGUGCAGUUCAGUCUCCAAGAGCAUGUGCUACUAGAUUUCCCACAAUGGUGUCUCAAGGCCUGCUUUUUGUAUGGCCUGAUGAGAAUGGUCAGGAAAGAGCAAGCGCAACAAAACCCCCAAUGUUGCCUGAUGACUUCGAAAAACCUGAGUUUGCAACUGUGAAUAUUCAGCGUGAUCUGUUCUAUGGCUAUGAUACCCUCAUGGAGAAUGUCUCUGAUCCUUCCCACAUUGAUUUUGCUCAUCACAAGGUUACAGGGAGGAGAGACAGAGCCAAACCUUUGCCGUUUAAGGUGGAGUCUAGUGGCCCCUGGGGCUUUGGUGGAUCAAAUGAGGGUAAUCCAAAGAUCAGUGCUAAGUUUGUUGCACCAUGUUAUGCUAUGAAUAAAAUAGAGAUAGACACAAAGCUUCCAAUAGUUGGUGAGCAGAAAUGGAAGAUAUGGAUAUGUUCAUUCAAUGUACCAAUGGCUCCAGGGAAGACACGAUCAAUUGUUUGUAGUGCUCGGAACUUCUUCCAGUUUACAGUACCAGGAUCUGCCUGGUGGCAGGUGGUUCCUAGAUGGUUUGAACAUUGGACUUCAAACAAGGUCUAUGAUGGAGACAUGAUUGUCCUUCAAGGACAAGAGAAGAUCUUUCUCUCAAAGUCAAUGGAGAGUUCAGAAGAUAUAAAUAAGCAGUACUCAAAGCUCACAUUUACACCCGCACAAGCCGACCGCCUCGUCCUGGCAUUCCGAAAUUGGCUGAGACGUCACGGCAACAGUCAACCUGAAUGGCUCAGCUCCAGCCCCCAGCAACCUCUCCCAUCAACAGUAUUAUCAAAACGCCAGAUGUUGGAUAGAUUUGAACAGCACACUCUCAAGUGUUCAUCAUGUAAACAAGCUUACACAUCAUUUCGAACAUGGCAAAAGAUCCUAAUUGGCGCAACUGUUGCAUUUUGCGCGGCAGCCGGCAUUCCUUCCGACAUCCAGUUCCGGAUCGUUUUAGCUGUGCUUGCACUGGUUUCUGCUGGCUUGGCAUACGCAUUGCAUGAACUACAAAAGAACUUCGUUUUUGUUGAUUAUGUACAUGCUGAAAUUGAUUAAAACACGUUCGGACCUUCAGAUUGUAUUUUGCAGUGUAAGCUGAACGUUAAAAUACUGAGACUUUUAGUGUAUAUAGAAAGAAAUUUAGAGUAA